Messenger RNA from Cyclocybe aegerita, 582 nucleotides. The record is from the annotation of a GenBank genome assembly. NCBI's taxonomy places the organism in Eukaryota, Fungi, Basidiomycota, Agaricomycetes, Agaricales, Hemipholiotaceae.
AUGCAGACUAUCAAGUGUGUAGUUGUUGGAGAUGGUGCUGUCGGAAAGACCUGCCUCCUGAUCUCGUACACCACGAACAAGUUCCCAAGCGAAUACGUCCCAACUGUCUUCGAUAACUAUGCGGUCACUGUGAUGAUUGGCGAGGAUCCCUAUACAUUAGGAUUGUUCGAUACUGCCGGCCAAGAAGACUACGACCGCCUGCGCCCGCUAUCCUACCCGCAGACGGACGUCUUCCUCGUCUGCUUCAGCGUCACCUCGCCCGCGUCCUUCGAGAACGUCAAGGAGAAGUGGUUCCCCGAGGUGCACCACCACUGUCCGGGCGUCCCCUGCCUCAUCGUCGGCACCCAGGUCGAUCUCCGCGACGACGCCCAGGUGAUAGAGAAGCUGGCGCGGCAGAAGCAGAGGCCGGUCACGAGCGAGCAGGGCGAGCGCCUUGCACGCGAGUUGGGCGCGGUCAAGUAUGUGGAGUGCUCGGCGUUGACGCAGAAGGGGCUGAAGAAUGUGUUUGAUGAGGCAAUCGUGGCCGCCCUCGAGCCGCCCGUCUUGAAGGGGAGAGGAAAAAAACUGUGUCUCAUCCUCUGA